AUGGAAGUCCAACCAGCUUGUGAUGGCAGCGAUUCAAGUGAUGACAGUAUGGAAUUACACCCUCUGAUGUCUUCUUCUGACCUGCCAAUCAAACUAGUUGAAAAUAUCACAAUAUUCAAAAACCUUCUUGAUGAAAGAAUAAAUGAUCUGCAAGCAAACGUGAAUGAGCUUUGUGAGAUAGCUGAUCAUUUUGAAGCUAUGCACCGGGAAACCACCAUAGGUAGUCUGUCUGGUAGUGUUAUUGGAUCAGUUGGAGGAAUCACCGCUAUAGUGGAUACCAUCCUGGCUCCCUUCACUCUGGGUGCCUCCCUGAUCAUCACUGGGGUGGGUGUUGGGGUGUCUGUCGCUGGUGGAGUCACUGGUGCUGUGUCUAACAUUACUGACAUGAAAGAUGCUGCAUUUAAGGCAGGAAGAUGUUCAACCAAUUUUGCACCAGAACUAGUCCGCAUUAUUUGGUUUGCAACAAUUGGCAAAGGGGCUGCCCAGGCGUCUAGAACUGUGCGAGUGGCAGGUGCAUUGUCAGGGGUUCUCUCUGGCCUAUUUCUUGCUAUGGAAAUUUUCUUCAUCGCCAAAGAAUCCAUGGAAAUCCAUCAAAUUAAUCAGCAUUAA
Molecule: messenger RNA, 609 nt
Organism: Salmo salar (Atlantic salmon)
Lineage: Eukaryota; Metazoa; Chordata; Actinopteri; Salmoniformes; Salmonidae
Source: RefSeq, a predicted model, not a curated record